Arabidopsis arenosa is the source of this 1056-nucleotide messenger RNA. The record is from the annotation of a GenBank genome assembly. NCBI's taxonomy places the organism in Eukaryota, Viridiplantae, Streptophyta, Magnoliopsida, Brassicales, Brassicaceae.
CCAACAAAUACACAGGCGAAGAAAACCUAGCUCUUGCUUCGCCAUGGACGUCGGAGGAGAAGACAUAAGCGAUCUCCAGGUAGAUCAAAUCGUUGAAGAAGAUUCCAUGGAUGAUCUCAUUAGAGACCGAUUCAGACUCUCCGCGAUCUCUAUCGCCGAAGCCGAGGCGAAGAAAAAUGGAAUGGAAAUAGGAGGACCUGUUGUGGCAUGUGUGGCGGAUUUAGCCUUCAAAUAUGCAGAAAAUGUUGCAAAGGACCUUGAACUAUUUGCUCAUCAUGCUGGACGCAAAGUUGUGAACAUGGACGAUGUUGUUCUCUCCGCGCAUAGAAACGAUAACUUAGCUGCGUCUUUGAGGUCAUUGUGCAAUGAGUUAAAGGCAAAAGAGCCACAAUCGGAUAGGAAACGCAAGAAAGGAUCAGCCAAGAAAGAAGACAAAGCCAGUAGUAGCAAUGCCGUUCGCAUCACGACCGAUCUGGUUAAUGUAGCAAAGAAAUUCAGAGUGAUUUAUGUUGUAGGUAAAGGAAAAUCUCAGAACGAGAUUGGUGCUGUAGAGAUUCGAGAAGAGAAAGAUAAUGAAGUUGAGAAUGCGAAGCUCAGCCCUAUCUUGAGCUCUCCUCCUGAAGAUGAUGGUUAUGGUCCUGAGCACAUGGAAGCUGAAAACAAGACCAAUGAUCCAAUCAAGGAGAUUGGGGAUGGAAGUAGCCAUGUGGAUGGUAAAAAUUACCAGGAAGCUGAGGCCACUCGCACAAUUCAUGUCUCAUUUUCAAAGGUAGCUCUACUUGUUGGUGCUGCGGCGACUUUACGGUUUCUUCAGCACAAUCUUUGUGCUCAAAUCCGUAUUUUGAAGGAUUCAGAAGUUGAUUUGAAGUCUUCACAAAGACCGGUAGAAUUAACUGGAACUGUUUUACAGAUCGAGUUUACGCAGCAGCUUAUCGACUCUGUUCUAGCAGAGGUUGGUCAUAAUUAGCUCAAUUUCUUCUUGUUUACUACUCUCAACUAUUCUUUUCUUUUUUGGGUCUGAAAGAAAUUUGGCUACAAUAAUUUCAGGAGAAUCAU